Ananas comosus (pineapple) is the source of this 2256-nucleotide messenger RNA. RefSeq names its product membrane-bound transcription factor site-2 protease homolog. Gene Ontology annotation, cellular component: membrane; cytoplasm. Lineage: Eukaryota; Viridiplantae; Streptophyta; Magnoliopsida; Poales; Bromeliaceae. The coding region runs from base 57 to 1634 and encodes 525 amino acids. Gene Ontology annotation, biological process: membrane protein intracellular domain proteolysis; regulation of response to endoplasmic reticulum stress. Gene Ontology annotation, molecular function: protein binding; metalloendopeptidase activity. The transcript is spliced from 12 exons. The record is from RefSeq and is a predicted model, not a curated record.
UCUCUCUCUCUCUCUCUCUCUCUCUCUCUCUCUCUCUCUCUCUAAACUCUUCGUUAAUGGCGCGGGGGCGCACGAGGCGGCGAGGACGAGCACAAUCCCUUUUACCCUCAAGCGCGAUUCACCACCACGUCAAUUCCAUUUCAUGUUGGUAUUGCGACUUCAAAAUUUACGCCUUGAACAACUCUCUGUUCUAUGUCGGAUAUCGAUAUGCACGCUAUCUAAAAGUGUGGUUUUCUCUCGGGGUCUUCUUUGUUCUUGCUGCCUUAAUUGGAGUUUCAAUGAUGCUACUUUGGGAUUUGGCUGGUGCUUUUCAUUUCCACGGUGUAUCAUUUGGGCUUGAAAACAUUUUGGCUUCUGGCCUAAGCAUAUCAGUUACGGAUGCUGCCGUUGUGAUAGUUUCAACAUUUAUCUCUGUCGCUUUUCAUGAAUUUGGGCACGCUGUUGCUUCUGCAAGUGAAGGCCUGCAAAUUGAGUACAUUGCCAUAUUCCUAGCCAUCCUGUUUCCUGGUGCGUUGAUUGCUUUGAACUAUGAUCAGCUACAAACUUUACCUCCUUUUGCUGCCCUGCGGAUUUAUUGUGCUGGUGUUUGGCAUAAUGCUGUGUUUUGUGCAGUUUGCGCACUGGCAUUGUUCUUACUUCCUCUUGUCUUAUCUCCUCUCUAUACGCACGGGGAAGGCCCUAUAGUUUUGGGGAUCCCACAUACCUCUCCUUUGUCUGGAUACUUGUCACUCCACGAUGUUAUUGUUUCAGUGGAUGGGACAAACAUCACAAAUCCUGAUGAUUGGAUGAAAAUGAUGGCUAAAGCUAAUUCACAAAUAAUUCUUGGAUCUCCUCCCCUUGAAAACUCCCAAAGCUAUAAGGCCAUUAAGGAAGAAAAAGGGUAUUGUGUCCCUAACUCAUGGAUAGAGGCAAGCAAGAUUAUUCAGGAAGUAAAUGACAACUUCUCAUGUCCCGAUGAUUUCGUGCCAUUUGUGCAGAACUCCUGCAUUAAUUCGAGCCUUUCAGAUGGAAGCAAUUUAAGAGAGGAAACCGAACAUAAACAUUGUUUGAUUGCUAAAGAUGUAAUCAAGCUUAAAAAAUGUGGGAAUGGAUGGCAAAUUAUUGGAACUGAUGGAAACAGCUGUAUAUGUUCAGAGCAAGAAUCAUGCAUGACACCGGUUCAGAUCCCUGGCAUGACAUGGGUCGAGGUCUCUUAUAAAAGCCCGUAUUCUCCCAACUGCUUGCAGCUUACAAGAAAUCUAUCGUCAAAAGAUUCUGUGAAUCUGAAUCUCGAAUCAAAUCCUUGUGACGGGACCUUUGUUUUUAUCGGUGAUGUGGUCUCUGUGGCACGUUCUAUUCAGUUAUCAUCAUAUCAGCCUCGAUGGGCGUGGAUUAUUUGGAGUAUACAUAUUCCACAUAUCUUGGAGAAGGUUUUAGUUUGUAUGCUGCACAUGUCCGCAGCUUUGGGUUUAAUAAAUUGUUUGCCGGUAUAUUUCCUGGACGGCGAGUCAAUCUUAGAGACUAGCAUUUGCUACAUCACUUGGCUUACUCGAAGGCAGCGGCAUAAAGUCCUCUCAAUUUGCCUGUUUGGUGGAACUGUCCUAUCAAUCAUUACCUUCGCUAAGAUGCUUUAUUCAUUGAUAGUUUUACAAUAACCAGCACAACCAGUCACUUUUCACGACUUGUUUAUUUAUAUGAUUAUGAAGCUUGAAGGACACGGGCCUUAUAGCAGAAAUUUUUAUACACAUUUUCUCUGGAAACAUUACAAUGACAUCAGUUCUUCAGCCGUAUAAUAUCUGAGCAGCGGUUGAGUUUAUUCCAGUCACUGAACCAUUUUUGCCAUUUAACUCUCUCUGAACAUCGGGGAAUAUACAGCAAAGCACCAAGAAUGAGAAAGCUGAUGACAAGAAAUUCGCUAUCACACGGCUCCUGCGGAAUAAAAUAUGCAGGGAAACAGCACUGUAUUGAUCUUCUAAGUAUAGCGUGUUGUGUUUUUCUUGCUCUUCUUUUUCUAUGGCUGUUAGAAUCCAAGUUGAAAAGUUUGUACGAAACUUUCUGAUAAAUGUAGCAACUGAUUACACCCUGACUAUGCUAGUUGAAAACUGUACUAGAGAGCCUUCGUGUAAAAGUUAAAUCAGGUAUCAGUUCCUUAGCAGUUGAGAAAGGAUUGAUAUGGCAUCUGCCAGUGGUAUGGCUCCUUAUGUUUUCCUUUUACACUGUAUAAACUGAUAUUUACUAUAAUUUUACUAUAAUUAGGGUAGAGCGUAACGUUAUAUG